Molecule: messenger RNA, 2217 nt
Organism: Penicillium cinerascens
Lineage: Eukaryota; Fungi; Ascomycota; Eurotiomycetes; Eurotiales; Aspergillaceae
Gene: dus3
Product: tRNA dihydrouridine synthase DUS3
Exons: 3
Coding region: 1-2217 (738 amino acids)
Biological process (GO): tRNA processing
Molecular function (GO): flavin adenine dinucleotide binding; tRNA dihydrouridine synthase activity; RNA binding
Source: RefSeq, a predicted model, not a curated record
AUGGCCAACAUGGACCCAGCAGCGGCCCCAGCGCCGUCUUCAGAUGUCCAAAAUACUCCAUCGGAGGUCGAUGUCACUAAGCGCGACGCUGCCAACGAUGUCUCCAAUGCUGACGAGCCCCCCUCGAAGAAGGCGCGACUCGACGAGGCCUCGGAAAACACGGAGCAGGACCCCAGGUCGAAAGGCAUUGCGCCCAUUAAGGCAGAAUUCUUGAUUCCCUCCAAGCCUAAGCCUACAGUCGAGACCAACACUGAUGAUGCCGCCGAAGGUGCAUCCCACGCCGAGCGCGAGGACGGCAAGAAGGACAAGAAAAAGAAGAAGGCCAAGGGCCAGAACACCAACCGGAGUUUCGGUUCGUCCAAAGAUGCCAAGGGUCUCUGUACCUCAAGAAUGUACAGCCCAGAGUUUUCACCGGAAGAGUGCAAGUUUGGCGACGAGAAGUGCCGGUUUGAGCAUGACUUGCGGCUUUACUUGCGAGAACACAGACGCGAGGACCUUACGACGCUCGGUGGAAAGUGCCCUGUUUGGGAGACCCGCGGGAAAUGCUACCUUGGGUGGAGAUGCCGCUUCGUUGGGUCUCAUUCGACUGAACGGGAGACUGAAGAUGGAAGGAAAGAGUUGAUCCUGCUGGAAGACGAAGAGCGCAAGGGAAAGGCCAAGCCCCUGGUGCCCUUCGCAACGGCCGAUGGCCAGGUCAACAUCAUUUCCUACGACGCUAAGGUUGAUCUUGCGCGGAAGCGAGAGACAACUCCUCGUGCCAAUGCAUUCAAUGAGUGGCUCAACAAGGCUUCCACAGAGCUUGAGAAGCAACUGCACGGACGACACAAGGAGGAAGGAGAGGAUGCCAAAGCCAAUGGCGAGAGCGAGGAGACUAAGAUGGAAUCCGACACAAACGUCAAGGAAGAGAGGGAAAUCAACCGAGCCAUGUUUACCGAGCCUCCUUUCCUGCCGUCCGAGAAGAGACGCAUCUAUUUCGGCCCCGAGACUCCAACAUUGGCUCCUCUGACAACUCAAGGCAACAUGCCAUUCCGGAGACUCUGCACAGAUUUGGGUGCGCAGUUUACAUACUCAGAGAUGGCGAUGAGUAUGCCGCUGAUCCAAGGUAACAAGUCCGAGUGGACUCUGUUGAAGGCGCAUGAGUCGGAAAUGCUCCCUCCGACUGUUAUCCCGGGAGACAACAUUGUCCAAGGUUACGACAACUCCAAGGAUUUCAAGUUCGGAGCUCAGAUCGCAGCUAACAAGCCGUGGCAUGCUCUCAAGGCCACGGAAGUUCUUUCCAAGUACACACCCAAUCUGCGUGUUAUUGACUUGAACUGUGGCUGCCCGAUUGACCUUGUGUUCCGCGAUGGAGCAGGCUCGGCGCUCUUGGAUCACCAUUCCAAGCUGGAGAAGAUCAUUCGUGGCAUGAAUGCUGUCUCCCAAGAAAUUCCCAUCACCGUCAAGAUUCGCAUGGGAACUAAGGAUAACCAACCCACUGCCUUGAAGCUUGUUGAGCGCAUGGUUCUCGGUGGUUACGAAUCAAGUAUCUUGAAUGUCGGUCCCCCGGGUGCCGCCGCUAUCACUCUCCACGGACGUAGCAGACAACAGCGGUACACCAGACAGGCAGAUUGGGGCUACAUUGCGGACUGCGCAGCUCUUAUCAAGCGACUGAACGAGAAGAAGGAUAGUCUUACAGACACUAUCAACGAGCCCGAUGCUCGCUACAUGCCUAAUGGCGGCAAGACAUACUUCCUUGGUAACGGUGACUGCUACUCGCACGUUGAUUACGAUGACCACAUCAACAACGCCGGCGUUGAUUCAGUCAUGCUGGGACGUGGUGCUCUGAUCAAGCCCUGGCUCUUCGAGGAAAUCCAGUCGGGCCAAUAUCUUGACAAGUCGGCAUCGGAGCGUCUCGGUAUGAUCGAGAAGUUUGCCAAGUACGGCCUCGAGGCAUGGGGCUCUGAUGAGCAUGGCAUUGGUACUACCCGCCGCUUCAUGUUGGAAUGGCUGAGCUUCGCGUACCGCUACGUUCCGAUUGGAUUGCUAGAGUAUCUUCCUCCACAUAUUAACGACCGACCUCCUGCCUUCCGUGGCCGGAAUGAGCUGGAGACUCUCAUGGCCAGUGGCAACUACAAGGACUGGAUCAAGAUCACUGAAAUGUUCCUCGGUCCUGCACACCCAGACUUCAAGUUCGAGCCCAAACACAAGUCAAAUUCUUACGAACAGGCCGAGGGAUAG